Messenger RNA from Amphiprion ocellaris (clown anemonefish), 2511 nucleotides. Its product is annotated as pyrokinin-1 receptor-like. Bases 756 to 1901 code for a protein of 381 amino acids. Gene Ontology annotation, cellular component: plasma membrane. Gene Ontology annotation, biological process: G protein-coupled receptor signaling pathway. NCBI's taxonomy places the organism in Eukaryota, Metazoa, Chordata, Actinopteri, Pomacentridae. Gene Ontology annotation, molecular function: G protein-coupled receptor activity. The transcript has 7 exons. The record is from RefSeq and is a predicted model, not a curated record.
UUUUCAUAUUAUUAUCAGACUUCAGUAAUUUUUUUUAGACUUUGUUUCAUUUUUAAUUGUGGUUUGUUUAAAUUCUUAAAAUUUUACAAACAUUACUGUAAAUCUAAUAGAUUUUGUGGUGUGGAGGCUGUGGCUCAGAGUGGAUUGUUUACUAAUCGCAAGGUUGCUGGUUCAAUCCCCCCACCUCCAAAUGCCGAAGUGCCCUUGGCCAAGACACAGCUUUGGUAUUUUUUUCUCUUCAUGAUUGAUUGUUGAUUUUGAUGAUUGAUGCAAAUCUCCUACCAAGUCAUUGCUGGCAAUAGCUUGCUCAUGUUUCGUAUACGAUGUGAUUGAGUUACUAAUUGAUCAGCACCACUUUUUGACUGAUUCAUUAUCCAUUUGUUAAUUUAUGAUUGUGGAUGGGAUGAUGUCUUAUAAGUGCAUUUGAAAUUGAAUUUCACACUUGCUCACAUUUUUGAUAUCAAAUGAAAUCGUUGGCAAUUCCUCAUUUCAUUUAUCACAUUUUCUGCUCACACUAUUUUGCGUGAUCAUGCAGGUGUUUUGACCCAUUCAGGAGUUCCUAUUCUGUUAUGACCAUAUGUUUGUGAGAGGGAGUGUGCUUAUGGCGAGAGAGGGAGAUGGAGCGAGUGAGGGGGAGACGGUGAAUGAGCCGGAGUCGCAGAGGGACUAAGGGAUUCGUUGAGGCAAGGAAAGAUCUGUUGGUCUUCAUUCUGCUUUAUUUUUCUCUCUAGAAGUUUUCACACAGGUGACUCACCAUGAACAUGUCAGAGAAGAUUUCAUUCCUGUUCAGCUGUAAUGUCAGCCCAAGUGAAAUGCCUCAACUCGACAUUAGUGUCACCAAAAGUGAGCCGCUGACAAUUGCUGUCCCCAUGACCAUCCUCUACAGCAUCGUCUUCUUGUUUGGAGUCUUAUUCAAUGGUGUGAGCAUACUGACCCUCCUCAUGGAUGCUCAUAUGAGAGUCAGCGCCAUUCGUUUCUACCUACUCAGCCUGGUAAUAUCAGACAUUCUCCAGCUGAUGACCAUCCCAGUCACUUUGUACCGAUACUACUGGGAGAGCUACCCAUGGCGUCUGGGCCAAGCAGUGUGCAAGGUCUACUUCAUGGUUCGGCAAAUUUACUGUGCCACCACAAGCUGGGUUAUCGUGACAUUCACCAUGGAACGCUACGCAGCCAUAUGCCAUACCAUGUGGUCGAUCUCCAGCCUAAAGAAAUCCCGAUUGCCAUGCCUUCUUUCUGUAUGGAUCAUUUCUAUGGUCUCAGCUGUGCCCUUUGCUCUGGUCUAUGACCAGGCACGGGCCUGCAUCCUGGACUACACAGCCACCACUCAAGAAGACGCUUUCCAAGUGUCCACAAUGUGUGAAAUGACUGAGCCUGAUCCUGCACACAUCUACAAAGGAGCUUUACUCCUGAGAGCGGGGUUCUUCUUUCUGGUUCCACUGGUCUCCAUCUUUACUUUGUAUAUGCUCAUCCUGCUUCACCUGAGGAGGAAUGGUCGUCAGAGGAGGAACAUGGGUCUCAUGCGACCAGAUCUAGAAGGAAGGCGAGAUAUCCAGUGCCAUCAGAAUGGAAAGCUACUUUUAAAUGAAAAGAGAGCUCUGAAACUCAUGGGUGCGGUUGUGGUGGCUUUUUUUGUUUGCAACUUUCCAGACAUUGCUUCAUCACUGAUGCAGGUGUAUGUGGUUGUGUGGUCCGACACUGUCCUUUCUGUCUACACAGUCCUCAAGUCAUAUUUGUCACUUCCACUGUGGUAUAUCAACGGUGCUCUGGACCCUUUGUUGUUCUGUAUUUCUUCCCACACAUUCCGCAGGGCGUGCUGGAGAACUUUAGGCAAGCUAAGACUUCACUGCUGCCAGAAGUUUGGCAGCAUGUCUUGGUGGAGGCAGAGAGGUUCUAGGGAAUAAGCAAGCACAACAGCUAGAAAGAGCAUUGAUGGGUACAUUCUAUGAAGAAUAAAUGAACAUCAUUGUACAGGCACUAAUAAGUACGGUCAGAGAGAUGUAAAAGCCCCUUUCAGCAAGAGCUGCAAUAGCAAGCACUGUAUAUUUUAUGGCUUUUUCUUUCAUGCUAUUACAGACUAUAUCUUCUUUCAUGUCCUGCUGUUCAUGUAUAUUUUUCUGAGUCUGAUGUUGUGUGCGUUUUGUUUUUUUUUUUUUUUUUUGCAAAUAUUGUAAAUAUGUUUAAUGUAUCUAGAAAUGUGUGGGCUGUAUCUGUAAUAUACUGUUACGUGAUCAUUCUGUUCUUUUAGAGGGUAUUUUGUCUAUCUACAAAAGAAACUUUUGUACAGUACGUGCUGUUGAGGUUAUACUAUUGUGACAGAUGAAUGUGAAAGUAUAUUUUCUGUAUUACGUGCAAAACUACAUUUCCAACAUGUCUAGGGAAGUCCUUACAUAAGAUGUGUGUUAUUAUGGUAGUAUUAUACUGUUUGAAAUAUUUGUUGUUCAAGAUGAUUAUUGAAGGAAUUUGAAGGAGGAUGGACAGCAUGCUCAAAAUAAAAAAGUCUAGCACCCUGAA